CCCUUGUUUUUCAUAUUCUUUCUCUGAGUUCCUCACUUCACUUCACUUCAACUUGGUACUGCGCCACUGUAAAGCAAUGUUGGGAGGCGCAGCAAAAACCUUCGGAGCUUCUUUCCCAUUCUUCUCAACAACAAAAACCGAAUCCAAAAUCAAACGGCUACCAACCAACCUCUCAUUCCCAUCCAAUGGCUGUCGUUGCACCACCAUUUCAGCCUCGUUACAGUUUCCCGACUCAGUAUCUCCGGGUCAAUACCGAGUCGACAUCCUCUCCGAAUCACUUCCCUUCAUCCAAAAAUUCAGUGGCAAAACCAUCGUCGUCAAAUACGGUGGCGCCGCCAUGAAGACACCGGAGCUUCAAGCCUCCGUCAUUAACAAUCUCGUCCUUCUCGCAGCCGUCGGCCUCCGUCCCAUCCUGGUUCACGGCGGCGGUCCAGAAAUCAAUCACUGGCUCAACCGUCUCAAUAUUGAGGCCGUUUUCCGUGACGGCCUCCGUGUCACCGACGCCGAAACAAUGGAGAUCGUUUCCAUGGUUCUCGUUGGUAAGGUUAACAAAAAUCUCGUCUCUCUAAUCAACAAAGCUGGCGCAACCGCCGUCGGUCUCUCCGGUAUGGACGGAAAACUUCUCAUCGCAAGUCCUAAAUCCUCCGACCUAGGAUUCGUCGGUGAAGUCGCGAGAGUAAAUCCAACGGUUAUCAGAUCUCUCGUCGAUAGUGGAUAUAUUCCGGUUGUUACAUCCGUUGCGGCGGAUGAAUCUGGACAACCGUAUAACAUCAAUGCUGAUACCGUUGCCGGAGAAAUUGCGGCGGCGUUAGGAGCAGAGAAAUUGAUACUGUUAACUGAUGUGGCUGGGAUAUUGGAAAAUCGGAAUGAUCCAGAGAGUUUGGUGAAGAACAUUGAUAUAAAAGGAGUAACGAAGAUGAUGGAAAAUGGAAAAAUUGGUGGUGGAAUGAUUCCGAAGGUUAAUUGUUGCAUUCGAUCAUUAGCGCAAGGGGUGAAAACUGCCAGCAUUAUUGAUGGUAGGGUUCCGAAUUCGUUGUUGCUUGAGAUUUUAACUGAUGAAGGUGCUGGAACCAUGAUUACUGGUUAAUUUACUUGCUAAUCAUGUUUUGAUACUUUUUUAUUUAUAAAUUUGUGAGUUUCUUCACAAUGUUAAUUGUACCUUCAAGUGGCUAUUGCUUUUAAUUUGAGAUCGGGAGUUGGUGUCCAGUGGCGUCGUUCUAGGUUGGGUUGGCUGUGAGCUGAGGGGUGUCUGUCUGAUUAUGGGAUAAUGAGGUAGACCUCGUUUAGGUGGUAUUUUUUCAGCAUAUAUACACCUUGUUAUGUAGUUUUCUCGUUUAAGCGGAAAAUUGAACAUGUACUUUGUGAUAGACCUUUGUAGUUUACCAAAACUUUCUGGUACAAGUGUACAACAAUAAGAGUUCUGAAAAUUUCUUUUUAAGAGCUUA
Trifolium pratense (red clover) is the source of this 1445-nucleotide messenger RNA. RefSeq names its product acetylglutamate kinase, chloroplastic. Gene Ontology annotation, cellular component: chloroplast thylakoid; cytoplasm. The coding region runs from base 77 to 1087 and encodes 336 amino acids. NCBI's taxonomy places the organism in Eukaryota, Viridiplantae, Streptophyta, Magnoliopsida, Fabales, Fabaceae. Gene Ontology annotation, molecular function: acetylglutamate kinase activity; ATP binding; arginine binding. The transcript has a single exon. Gene Ontology annotation, biological process: L-arginine biosynthetic process. The record is from RefSeq and is a predicted model, not a curated record.